This is a messenger RNA of Cavia porcellus (domestic guinea pig), 3568 nucleotides long. It is a transcript of the gene Tmem41b, whose product is annotated as transmembrane protein 41B. Lineage: Eukaryota; Metazoa; Chordata; Mammalia; Rodentia; Caviidae. Gene Ontology annotation, cellular component: endoplasmic reticulum membrane. The transcript is spliced from 8 exons. The coding region runs from base 137 to 1012 and encodes 291 amino acids. The record is from RefSeq and is a predicted model, not a curated record.
GGCCGGAGCGCGCGAGGCUCUAGGGCGGGGCUAGGGCGGUGCUGGCGCGACGCAGGGUGGGGGCUCGUCCGAGUGGGCGCUGCGGGUUUCUGCUGAGCGUCAUUGUGUCGUCGUGGCUGAGGUCGCCUCAGUAGCCAUGGCGAAAGGCAGAGUUGCCGAGCAAUCUCCGACCGGCGCCCUCCACACGAACCUGGUGAGGGACGGGAUGGCGGGGACGCGGGGGCCCGCGUCAGCGGGGAGUGGAGCUCACCUGAAGGAAAAAGCCCAGGCAGAAGCUGGGUCAGCAAGAAUGUCACUGCUUAUAUUGGUGUCCAUUUUCCUGUCCGCAGCUUUUGUUAUGUUUUUGGUAUAUAAAAAUUUUCCUCAGCUUAGUGAAGAAGAAAGAAUGAAUAUGAAGGUUCCCAGAGAUAUGGAUGAUGCCAAGGCUCUAGGAAAAGUCUUAUCCAAAUAUAAAGACACCUUUUAUGUACAAGUACUUGUAGCUUAUUUUGCUACAUAUAUUUUCUUACAAACAUUUGCUAUUCCAGGCUCUAUAUUUCUCAGCAUCCUUUCAGGGUUCCUGUAUCCCUUUCCACUAGCCUUGUUUCUUGUUUGUUUGUGUUCCGGACUUGGUGCCUCAUUCUGCUAUAUGCUCUCCUAUUUAGUCGGGCGACCAGUUGUAUACAAAUACCUAACAGAGAAAGCAGUCAAAUGGUCACAGCAGGUUGAACGUCAUAGAGAACAUCUUAUUAACUACAUUAUAUUUUUGAGGAUAACACCGUUUCUACCUAAUUGGUUUAUUAAUAUUACAUCUCCUGUGAUAAAUGUGCCAUUGAAAGUUUUUUUUAUUGGCACUUUUCUAGGUGUUGCACCUCCCUCUUUUGUAGCAAUUAAGGCAGGAACAACGUUGUACCAGCUGACAACAGCAGGGGAAGCUGUUUCCUGGAACUCAGUAUUUAUUCUGAUGGUUUUGGCUGUUCUUUCUAUUCUUCCAGCCAUCUUCCAAAAAAAGCUAAAGCAGAAGUUUGAGUGAAAAAAAUCUCUGAGUUUUAAAUAUCCUGUCAUCAUCGUCAUCGUCAUCAUCAUCAUCUCAGGAUUAGUGGAUUCGUCCAUUUACGGUUUUUCUCUUUUUUAUUUUUUCCAGUGGUGGGGAUCAAACCCAGGGCCUUGCGCAUGCUAGGCAAGUUUUCUACCACUGAGCCAUAUGCCCAACCCUCUUGGUUUGUGUUUUGAAGUCAUUACUUCUGUAAUUGAAAUAAGGAAUUUAUGAAUAAAAUUUUUCAUUAGUUAAAAUAAUAUAUUUAAGUGGCAAGGGGAAGUAAAAGUGGAAAUUCAUAUACUGCAAAAAGUACUGUCAUUAAAGGGAGCUACAGGUAGAAAAUUAGUGGCGUACAAAAUUCUUGGUCCAACUGAGACUUUCAAUGUAAUAUUUUUCUUUCAUGUCUUAUAACUACAAUAGAGAGUGGUACAGUUCUUACUAAUGUUAGCCUUCUUUCAGGGCAUGUAAGUGGGUUAACUAAAGCUUAAACAAGAUUUACAUCCGUUCUCUUUCAAGUAAUAAAUUUGUUUGGAGUUUGCAUUUUCAUUAACCACAACACUGGGAAAAGGUAUCAAGUUAUCUACUUGUGAAUUUUACUUCUGUCUUAAGUUUUUAUCAUGGAUUAUUCUGGUAAUUUAAGUUCUAGUGGUUUCUGUUUUCAUUUUUUCUAGUUCAUAUAUAAAAUGAAUAUUACAUGAUAACUUAUUGAUGUUGAUAAUUUGUAUUCAGAUAAUAUUUUGUUACAAUGUGUCUGAUAAAAGAGGAUUUAAAGAACAGAAACUCAAAGCAUAUUGUUUUUAGACAUUAGAAUAAUUAUAUUUUCAAACAAAAAUGGGCAGCAUGACACAGUGGAUAAAUAUAUUUUAUUUCUUACAGUGACUAAAAAUUUACCUCAGUGUGGUCAUUAGGGAAUGUGUUAUGUAAUUAUCCUUUUUAUACAUGAUAUAUCUAUAAGAAUGUUUUAUUUCUGUUGGUGACUUUCUUUGGGGCUGCUUUUGAUUAGUGCAGUUUUCCUCUUGUAGACUUUAUUUUUCUAACUCACACACUAGAAUUAACUUCUCACAUGGUAACAAUUAUCUUUAAAUAGUCCUGGAAAAACCAAACCACUAUUUGCUGCUUAGUUAAUGGUAAUAUCCUUGAUUCUUUGAUCUGGGACAGGGCCAAUCAGUCAGUUUUAACCAGGCAUGGUGGUACAUACCUGUACUCUCAGCACUUGGGAGGUUGAGGCAGGAGGAUCAUCAUGAAUUCAAGGACAGCCAUGGGCUACAUGGUGAGCUCAAGGGCAGCUGAAGUGCAUGCCAAUACUCUGUGUCAAAAACAGUAUGAAAAAGUAAUAAAAGCGAAUACAGUACUCUGUCACUUUUCUUUUACCCCAAGCUUGUCAUUAUGUGGAAAAGUCUCUUAGCUAUGUGGGAAAUCCUUUUGUGUGUUCAUUGUGAAGAGUAUGAUCAUCCUCACAGCCUGAUUCUACUACAGAAUGUGGACUGAUUCAUUUUUUCAUUUUUUUUUUUUUCUUUUUCGUUUUUAUCAGUACCGGGGAUCAAACUCAACGACUGCCUGCUUGCAAAGCAGGCGCUUAGGCCGCUGAGCUAAAUCCCUAGCCCCGAUUCAUUUUUUCUAUUACAGUAUUAAACAGAUUUAUUGUAAAUACAAAGAAAAUACAUUGGGUUAAUAUAGUAGUCUUAUGUCACUUGGACUUUCAUGUAAAAUUAUUUGUAGUAAGGUUUUAUUCCUUAUUCACUAGAGGCUGAGUGGUAAAGCUUUUAUUAUUUUUACAGAUGAAUUUAAAACAGCCUUUUGGGACAAAGCUCACCUAACAUUACUGUGUAAAAUGUAAUUGAGUCAGUUUUUUUAAAAUCAAACUUUGAUAAAUAAAAGUAAGAGCUUGGACUCAGGAGAACCCUCACUAUUCACUCUGGUGUGCGUAUGUAGUACUUACUCUAUUUUCAGAGUAAUCACUCUGUCUUUUGAUAGAUUCUUUUCGUUUGCUAAUUUCUCCUCUGGUUAGAAAAUUGUAGCUGCCACUGUAGGUGGGAUGUGUUUUCUUCUCCCAGCAAACAGCUGCUCUCUGCAGGCUCAUCAUUGACGGUCAGGAAACCUGCAGCAGACUGGUCCCUGAACAUAGCUGGUGGCCUGUAUUUGUGGAGUCACAGACUGGCCCUAGGCCAGGAGUAAUUUCAAGCUUCAAUCACCAUCACCACUCCUGCCUCCCACCCCAUUUUGGUGCUGGAGGCCUUGGUGUGCUAAGCAUGCAGUAGUGGUGAACCUAUGGCACACGUGUCACAGCAGGCUGUUACCAUUGAAAACCUAGAAGGUUUGUUGUCACUAUCCUAGGCUCGCAGUCACACAUGAAAGAUGGGUACUUAGGGAUGGCUGUGAAAGCACGCCAGCUGCUGUGGGAGGCAAGUGGGCUGACUAGGAAGCCACCACUAAGAAAGAGAAACAGUUCCCUGAAUGUUCUCUGUGGACUUCUGUUGCCUUGAGUGUUAAUAUAUCUGAGACUUAUUAAAUGCAAACUAAAAUGUAAUAAAUUUUACUAAGAAACUUAAA